AUGUCUGGACUCCGUGAGAUAGCAUGCAAACAGCCCAAGAAUCAUGAUCAGAUGACGGAACAAGCACCCCAAUUGCUGUUUGACGAUGGCUCCAGAGCAAUCCAGCAAACCUCAGCCUCCGAUGUAGAGACUGCAGCCUCACUGGAAUCAGCCAGAGGUUCGGGAGGUUCCAGUCCCAUUUCAAAAUUCUACGAAAUUGAUCGCAUUGCAGCUGGGAUUGUGGAAGUUGUGCGCCAAAAGAAGUGUACCGAGCAGCUGGAAGAAAGUUCAGAUCAUUGGUUUCCACCUGUGGAUCUUCAGUAUCCUGAUGCCAUCUUAUGCAACAGUCCAGAAGUUUUUUGGGAAAUGGAUGCCCUCGAGACCUCGAGAGGCUCUCAAGGACGUUGCGGCUGGGGAUACGGCCUUUGUUAA
Seminavis robusta is the source of this 411-nucleotide messenger RNA. Lineage: Eukaryota; Bacillariophyta; Bacillariophyceae; Naviculales; Naviculaceae. The record is from the annotation of a GenBank genome assembly.